This is a messenger RNA of Ectocarpus sp. CCAP 1310/34, 5180 nucleotides long. The record is from the annotation of a GenBank genome assembly. Lineage: Eukaryota; Phaeophyceae; Ectocarpales; Ectocarpaceae.
CCCAGCAAGCUGGACGAGCAACGGGAAACGGCCGCGGGUGCUCCUGGCGACUGCCACGGCCACGGCGAUGGUGACGGUGACGGCGAUGAUAUCAAGGCGAAGCCGGGACGCUCAACACUCCCUUGGACGUCCUGCGCCGGGGAGAAGCAACUGCCGAGAUGUGGGGCAAGAGUCAAGGGCCGCCAAGAGGGCGGGAGGAGGAAGAAGCCGCGCGAUCCCGCCGCUGAUGGUAGCUCGACAGAACAAGACCAAACAUCCGACAAGGCGGCCGGCGACGGUGGCUAUGCUGGCGCAGAAGGUGGUGCGCAGAGGAGGACUGAAGCCGGCGGUGUCAGCACCAGCGGCGGCGGUGGCGGAAGCCGGACUGGUGGCGGCAGCGGUGCUGGCAGCAGGAGCGGCGGCGGCGGCGGUAACGGCGGAACCGGUGGAAGCGGCGACCGAAGAAGCAGGGGCAGCUGUGAUGGCGUUACCAGCAGUGGCGGCGCUGGCAGCAGCAGCGACAGUGGUGACGGGAACGGUGGCAUCACCGGCGGAACCAAUAAUAGUACCAGCAGCGGGGACGCUAAUGACAGCAGCAGUGGUAGCGGAGCCCCCACCAGCAUCGUCGCUGAUAGCAGCAGUGGCAGGGGUAGUGGCAGGACCAGCGGUACCGAUGGUAGCACCAGCAGCGGCGACGGCAACGGCAGCAGCCUUGGUAACGGCGGCGCACCAGCUGCGGCGGCGCGGUAUCGAUGGUCGGCCCGGAAAUUCUCGCUCGAAUCUAGCUUGGAACCCCGGCGGAAUCACCCUCCCCGGCGACUCUGCUUCGGGGGGUGUACUCUCGCCGGCGGAGGAGCCGCACCCGGCGGGGCGUACACGACGCCGGGCAUCCCAGAACGCCAUCGAUGGCAACAGGCGUAUGCUCCAGGGUUCCCGUAAGCCGAAGUCGCGGUCGGUCUCUCCCCGUUCUUCCUCCGCUAAAAGGUCCGCGGGGGAUGGCGGUGCGAGUUCGGGGCCCGGGCCGCAACGGGGCCGCGGCGGCGGUGGCGGUGGCUCUGCGGUAGGAGCGGUGCCAGCUCGCUCAUCCGGGAAAAAGAGAAGCGCGACAAAGCGCGAGAGUGCUGGUGCCAAUGGUGUGGCGGAGCCACGGGCGAGGUCGGCGUCGAAGGGCGUUGGGGCGAAGGCAGAGAGCGAGUCACAGACGAGGCUAAGGAAGAUGGCCGCAAAAGCUCCGCGGGAGGAAACGGACGGGGCGGCUGCGUCUGGCCAUGAGAAGGAGCGGCCGGCCGCGGUCUCGAGUCAAGACUCGGGCGAAACGGCCGGCAAGCUUGGCGCCCCCGCGGAGGAUGGUGUCGGCGUCGAAGAAGCAAGGCCGGGCGCAGCAGCCGACGGCCAAAGCUCGUGCGCCGUUGCCGCAGCGCCGACGAUGGACGUGGGGGAGGAGCAGGGCAGGGCCAAGCGGCAGCGCACGGAUGGCCGAGUCGAAGUCGAAGCACCCCGGGUCCACGAUCCUGCGAGAAGCCCCGACAACGGUGGUGGUGGCACCCCCUCUCCCCCAGCCCCAUCACGCCGCCUUCCAGGGCCCGAAGUGGACACGACGGGUGGAGGGAACGUUGCAGCGGUCGACAACAACACGAAGAACGACCAGCCUUACGGACCGGCGCCACCUCCACUUGCUACCGUGCCGCCUGCUGAAACCGCGGCCGUCUCGCCACAACGGCAGAAGCGGCUGCUGACGGCGACGACAAACGAGGCGGACAGCGGCGGCGGCAGCAGCGAUUCAGACGAGGAGUACCCGGAGGGCAUCGUGGGGGACCAUUGGCCGCAUCCUCCCUGCGAUCUGGAGGCGGAGGUCGGGGGAGGGGUCGCAACGGCACCGAGCAAUCGCUCCAAGCGUCCUCAACGCGGGAUUUUGUGGUGAUGUUCGAUCCAACACAAGAGAGCGGUGUAGAUCUCCAAUCGAUAGAAACCGCAGUUUGGCGAUUUCGCCCUGGCCGCCGAGAAAGGACAAGGGGGGGUGAUACGAGUGGACGGGUUGAGAACGUGGUUCGUGAAUGGGGGCACCGUAUAUCCUGGGGCGAAGGGGGGUGUGUGUGCGAUAUGGUCUGCGAUGGCUUUCGUGUGUCGCACGCGGUCGCCCAGAAUAGUUGAGUUCGAGGAAGCUAGCGUAGCCGUCGCUCAGCAAGAAUCUCGGUGAUAUGGCUGGCAAAUGGUGCGGCUGUCUGCAGGAACGCCGUCGCCCGACCGGUCCGGUCCAUACAGCGGAACGAUCCGUAGAAGGGUCGAUGAUUGGUUGGUGGCUGGAGCAGCUGUUAUGGUCGUUAGUGCGUCUACGAGCAGGCGACGAGAAGGACGCUGGUGUUGAAGGCCUGAGUCGGACGGGCGGCUGGUCGGAAGCGUGGUGUAUGGACCAUGAUAGGCUCUGUCAGUGGGGGGUAGUGCAAUAGCGGAGGACGUGCUUGUGGUGAAGGCCGAGCGCGAUGGGCAUGUUGUUGGCGGAGGUGUCCCAUUAAAGCAAGGGUAUGGCCUGUUUUUCGGUGAAGGAGAGUAUAGUGCAUUCCACGAGUCCUUGUGUCAGACAUUCUAGUAUGAUACAUGCUUUCGGCUGGUGGUUUUUCGAUGGCGGUGCUGGCAUCAAGCCGCGAGUGCACAGUGCGACUUGGCGGGAUAGUGGGCGUUGCCCCGGAAAAACUCCAUGACACUCCGGAAAGAAAGUACACCCGCACAUUAGAUCCAUGCAUGUUUUUCCGUGUUUGUUUUUGAGGGGACAUGUCAUCCGUGCUUGUUUUUACUGUUGUAAUCGUUGACAGCUGUGCUUUGCAGGGCUUAUUACGCCGUCUUACUUUCUCUAGCAAUCGCAGAUAGCGCUACAUGGAACCUUCGUUUUGGUUUCUUCCUUUAUUAAGUAGCGAGGGUCAGCCCGCACUACGCAGGGAUUUGUUGUCCUUUUGAUGAGCCAGUCGCCCCGGUGGCGUAGACAGGUGGUGUGCGACCUCGAAAAUUGUGUGGCGGCUACGUCGGGAGUUCGAAUCCAGGCGAGGCGUGUGGUAAGUCUGCGUGUCGCACCUGCUACACACCCGCAGUGCUUGUUUGCAGGUGGCACAUUUCAGGUGAGCUUAGGGUGAGGGCGGCUGAACCCUGCUGCUCGCGAUAGACCAUGGUUGGUGUUAUGUAUUCUUUCGAAAACACGAGCAAGGCGUGCGCGUUCAGAGGGACUCUUCUCCGUGGCGGGACUCCGGAUAGGAUUCCUAGAGAGGACUGACUGGCUGGACGGUACGUGGAAAUUGCGAGCGAUGCGUAACAAGCGGAACGCUGCGAGAAAGAGAAGGUAGUAGCCAGCACUACGCCGGGCUUUUGUGCUGUUUCCCACCGCUUGGGUGCCUGAUUUGGGUCUGCUGCCCAGGGAUAUUUGGGCAGGUCGUGGUAUCAUCUGGACCAGUGGGGUCCUGUUGGAAAUUUGAUGAACGUCUGCAUGUGGGCGAAUGCGGGCAACGCUCCUGGCGGGGAGUGGUAUGCUCUUUGCCAGCCUUUUCUAGGGGAAGGGGCGGCGGGGUACGGGACAGGCGAGGUACUGGCGGUUUAUUGUGGUGGACGGCUUCGACGAUUCUCCGUUCUGUUGUUGUUGUCACUGCUGAUGUGCCGCAAGACCAUGGCAUCGGUUAUUGGACGAGCUUGACAACGGAAAGCAGCGGGCGAGGGGGCGGGGGCGGGGGGGGAGGGGUAUGCGUCAUGCGAAAGAUGUACCGGUCUGCGUGUUUGGCGUCUGCACGCUUCCUUUUUUCCCCGGGGAGGGGGGGUUGGCUGGUCCUCGCCCGAGCACAUCCAUGCACGCGAGUAGUGGGAACCUGUGUGGUGUUUGCUAGCACAGUAUGCGCAGCCUUCGAGCAGCAACAGAACCCACAGCCUCUUCGGCCCGGUUCCUUGUUUCCGUAUAUCAUACACGAGUUUGGUUAAUUUUUGGCUGGGAUCCUAUCGCGUUGUGUCUAAUUCAUGCAUGGGCUCAUUUUUUUGUACAAAUGGGAUGUCCGAUACAUGUUUCCUGUGGGGUAGGCUACCUUGUAGACUGUAGUCUAGAUGUAAAUGUGUGAGUGUUUCCACCGGCGGACCUGUGAACGGAGGAGGGCGGGGUGGGUGAUGCCGUUGAUUUGAUGAUGUGGUGUGUUCGGAGCCGUCCCCCUGUGGUCAUUUCGUACAUACCAUGCCCUGUGCGAGCAAGACUGAUUCUCGGGUCUGAUUUAAUUCCAUACCGCGUUCUGUUCACGGUUGUCUCAAUUUCACAGGAGUACUAAAUGCCUGUACCGUGGUAGCCAUUCGUAUGCCAGCAACGGUACAUGUGGACGGUGGUGAGUUCCAUUCGUUUUCGUAAAAUCUCUUUGUUGUGGAGUAAGUGCGGAAGAGAGGGAAAAAAGGGCAGGUGAGGUAUGGGAGAGAGCGAGAAGGGACGAACCAAUGAACAAGGAGUUCGAUACAUCCAUCAUACAUGUGCAUGUGCAUGUGCAUGACCGAGAAUGUGGGUUUGAGAUGUUUCAUGAAGAACAAUCUCAGCAUCACCGAGACAAGUUCCAGUGUGUAUCGUAGUCGCGUAAGACACCCCUUGAACCGAUGUUCGAUUGCUCUGCAGCGAAAACUGCGACGGUGCCGAAGGUGGCGGAGUUGGAACGUCUCCUGGAGAGUUUUGACGAAGACCGAUUGGUGGAAUAUUAUUCGAAUAUUCCCCGUGCAACACAAACGCUAUCGACCGUCUCAUCCGGUGUCGUCUUGCACAUCCCGUAGACAACGCCACACGCCGCCGUUAAGUUUUUUUUUUCAUUGUCUACUCACUGCCGGUCGCCCCGGUGAUCUAUAUCGGUGUGUGUGAGUAUGUGUGCGUGUGUUUUCGUCCUAUUUAUUACGGCUACAGUCCCCCCAUUUUUCGUGGUGAGACGUGUACUACACCUUUUUCAUCGUAUGUAGAGUACUACACUUUUCAGUGUAUUUUUUCGUGCAACUACAACCAUCCAGGGUCACACAGGAGGGGGUAAACACCAGGGCUGUUUUCUUCUUUUUAUUUCUUUUCAUGCCCCACCUUCCUCCUGCGGUGCGUGCUGAUCUUUAUUUUUAUCGCGAGAAGGGUCCAGCCGUCCCUUUGCCUCGUCAACGGUGCUAACUUCGAAGUUUGGCACUCACGAGAGCUUGUCAGCUACAUUUCGCUUUCACCCGCA